AUGCUCAAGACGAUUAUACGUCCUCCGAGUUCAACAUUGACAUGCUCGCAACCGAUACGCCGCUCCUAUCUAUCCAUACCUCCCAAAAAUCCAAUAUAUCGGGCUCUACCUGCGUCCGACGUAUUGGUGAGCUAUCUCGCCGAUGUUGAUAUCGACGAGUUUCGCCAACGAGCCUUCGUCCCACAAAAACCUAUUCUUAUAACGACGAGAUCGCCGACUAUACCAGACUCUGCAACCUCGCAGACUGCAAGAUUGCUCGGUUUAGGGAUUCCUGCAGCGCAGAAAUGGUUCUGCCCACGGCGUCAAGAUGGCUCUAAUGGAGACGGAGCGGGAGCGCCUUGUGCGGUCGUCCCAUCGCGAACGUACCUCGAACCAUUUCAGGAAGCCGUUCUUCCCUAUGAGCUUAUCGUCAACACUAAGGACGAAUAUAUACCUGACACAGGAUGGCCGCCCCUAGGAGAUGGAGUACGCCCUGUGACAGCACCAGUUAUCGACCGCUCGUUAGGUACGAAGUUCCACCGGUUUAGAGCCCCAUUACAGCUCUUCUUGGAAACUUGCGGAUGGACCCUACCCCCCAAACAGCUCUACAUCGCGCAAGCACAGAUCGCCGAUCUCCCAAAGCAGCUACAAGAUGAUCUCCCAACGCCGAGAAUCGUCACGGAGGCGAAGUUGGGAGAUGUAUAUGAUGCGAAUAUCUGGAUGGGCAUUCCGCCGACGUAUACUCCUCUACACAAAGACCCGAAUCCGAAUCUAUUUGUGCAGUUGGCGAGCACGAAGCUUGUACGGUUGGUUCCGCCUAGUAUCGGGGGCCAGUUGUUUAGGGAGGUGCAGGAGAAAACCGGGCAGCGGGGUCCGUCGAGUUUGCGCGGAGACGAGAUGAUGGAUGGACCUGAGAGGGACGCUUUGGAUGAGGCUGUCUGGGGGACGGACGUGACAGAAGAUGGGGUUGGGACUGGGAUUGAGGUUAUUGUGCGACCUGGAGAGGCGCUGUUUAUACCGAACGGGUGGUGGCAUAGUAUCAAGAGUGUUGGGACGGAUGUUACAGCAUCUGUCAAUUGGUGGUUCCGUUGA
This is a messenger RNA of Venustampulla echinocandica, 1071 nucleotides long. RefSeq lists its product as uncharacterized. Gene Ontology annotation, molecular function: 2-oxoglutarate-dependent dioxygenase activity. The transcript has a single exon. The record is from RefSeq and is a predicted model, not a curated record. Lineage: Eukaryota; Fungi; Ascomycota; Leotiomycetes; Helotiales; Pleuroascaceae. Bases 1 to 1071 code for a protein of 356 amino acids.